AAUUUUCUAUUUAUCGUGAAAUUUUCCGAGUUUUCAGCACAAAAGAGGCCCUCGAAGCCUAUGACAAUUACGGAAAAAGUGCAAAUGCGCUCAACGUGCUAAAAAUUGACGAGAAAUAAUGCAGAGGAGCGCCCUUUAUUAUGAAUGUUGAUGUUCCAAAAAUUAAACUAAGGAAGAAGGAGAAGGAUUUGAAACCAUGGAAGAUGAUCAGGGAACGGGCGGAGGCGGAACAACAACUCACAUCAAAGCAAAUUCCAGCCAAAAUUUGUACUACACGGGAAACAGUUUCGAACUUGCAGCGGGCGCUUCCCUAAGUGACGACUCGGGUUUCGUGCCGCACACAAAUAGCUCGAUUUCGAGUUGCGGUUCGUCGUCGAGAGGCAUCGAGCUGUGUCGUUUCGAGUUUGAGAUGGCAGAAAGUGAUGCCGAGGUCUCCCAAUUUGACUCUUUGGAUAAUUUUUCGGAUGGCGGAAUGAGCGCGGAGAAUUAUAACACGUUGAAAAAGGGACCUUUUGCGGGUGCGACAACCAUUGAACCGCCUCCCGAGUUUCAGGAUUCGCCGCAAACGACACUUAUGCGAUCGGUGUCGCUGCAAAAUUAUUCGGCGCGACUGACAAAAGCGAUUAUUUCGCAUGCGAUGGUCGAUUUGAGGGAAAUGACGAGUGUCGCGAGCAACGAUGCGAGUUUAAAACGGAGCAGCAUCAUUUAUUUCGACACGACAUCGAGUUCAAAUUCGGCGCAUACGACAAUUGCCAAGUGUCAGAGCAAUGGGGGAUGCAGGAAAUUGGUGCAGCAGAAGAAAUGUCGUCAACACAUUUACGGAAGUGACUCGUUUUUGGAUCAAUAUGACACGGGAAACAUUUACGACGAGCCAAAUAGCGAAUUUUACGAUAAUCACUUGUUAUAUAGCAACGUUGCGGAAGCGAAUUACUCCUCGACGACAUCUUCGACGCGGAGUAAUCGACAUCAUCAGGUAUACGAUUACGAUUUGUACUAUUAUCGCAAACGAAAUUUCACUCCAGUGAUCAGUCAUAAGCGACGCCGGACCCCAAGUGUGUUCAUUAGUCCCUUGCAUCAUCAUCAUCAUCAUUAUUAUCACACAAAUAGCAGCAAUUCUACCGGAAAUCGUCCAAAUUCGCGAAAUUCACUCACAUCUCGUCUCUCCUCGUCGCACAAUUCGUUACAUGUGCCCGGCACGAACAAAGCGGACGACUCCAUUUUCAUUACGCAAGCAAUGUCGCACGAUGCGCUCGUUGGGCGCGGCGAAAUUUCCGAUCUGUACAACGUUCCUAUCGACUCGGAUAUCUAUGCGCUUCCAGUUGACAGUGUCACGAGCACUGUUGCCGCACACAACAAUCGAGUACCAAAGCAAGACAGUUCCAAACAUCGCAAAAAAUGUCUAAAUGGCGACGUAAUUCGACUCACGAAGCCCAAAACGCGAUAUCAGCGCAACAAACGACGUCGCAAACACGCCAACCUUCAAACGUCCAAAUCGAAUACGAGCAAUUUAACGACCACAGGUUCGAUAAAUUCGAACGACAAGCGUCACAGUGUCCCGGAAAAUCGUUUUGAACCGAUGCAAAUGACCCUCGACGAGGUAAAACGCUAUUACCAUAAUCUCUAUUCAAGCUCGAGCGAAAGCGGGAACGAAAUUAUCGGAAUUACGGCGAAUAUUGUCGCUUCAACAUCCGCCAUCGCGUCAAAUAAUGCAAAAAUUAAAUCAGAUUCCGAACGAAAAAGUCAUAAAAUCGCCAAAACAAUCGAACCGGAAGCCAUUAAAUCGCCCCAAGCUGUCAAGCAGUCGAAAAGUACGCCAACUGUUUCAAAAAGUUCACACAAAAACUCCGCCGCCAAAGAUACGUUAAAAGCUAACAUCAACAAUAACACGAUAAAUAAUUCGACUUCCAAUGCAAGUACGGAGCCUUCGACGAAAUACAUGAACGGCAAAAAGUCACAAUUUAGUAUAACCUCGAAUUUGAGGCAGAAAUUCUGUAAUAUUUUUCGCUUCAAGAGUCGACAUGCGAGUAAAAAUGAUGCGAUUUAUGAGCAAAAAGGCACCAAAAAUGUCGCAAAUGGCACGCAAAAAGUCUACAGUGAAGACAAAAGAAUUCUUUUAUCUAGUCGAGCAUUGCCUCCCUUGCCAAAAGUUAAAGAUUCCAAUCCGGAAGACGAACCGAAUGAAGAAAAGAGGCAUAAGAAGCGGCAAAAGUCACGAACGACGACGGAAUGCGAGACGGAAAGUGGCUGUGAAAAGUCGGAAGAGCAGGAAAGUGAAAAGGAAGAGGCAGCGAGAACGAUGGAUUUUGCCACGAAUAUCGAAAAAGUUAAAGAAUAUGGUUGGUAUUGGGGACCCAUAUCAUCAGAAGCUGCAGAAAAAAUUUUAUCUACAGAGCCCGAUGGAAGUUUUAUCGUUCGUGACAGUUCUGACGAUCAUUAUAUCUUUUCACUUACCUUCAAAUUAGACGGCGUCGUUCGUCAUGUGCGAAUUGAACAGGAUCAAGGCUUAUUUUCCUUUGGAUUAUGUGCAAAAUUCACAUCUCGUACAAUAAUGGAAUUUAUCGAGAAUGCUGUUGAAACAUCACGAAGCGGAAGGUACUUAUUUUUCCUUCAUCGUCGUCCUGAACACGGUCCAAUGCGAGUUCAACUCACGCAUCCUGUUUCGCGUUUCAAGCACAUCCAAAGUUUGCAACACAUGUGUCGAUUUGUAAUAUUAAAAUCUCUCAAUGGUCGAAAAGAUUUAAUACAAAUGCUUCCAUUGCCAAGACGAAUACUCGAUUACUUGUCCAACAAAAAUCCCUUUUCGGAGCAGAUUGAGAGUGAUAGUUCAUCACAAUCACAGGUUUAUGGUGAAAACAACGAUACCAAUUGAUAAAUUUAACACGUCAAAGACGAUAAUCAACCCUUUCUUAAGAAAAAAGUUAAAAAAAUAAAAUAUUAGUGAGCAAGAAAAAAAAAUUAUUGCAAUAAAAAAGUAAGAAAAAAAAACUGAUAUUGAUGAAUGAAUGUAAUGUGCGUUUUUUAUAAUCAAAUUGUGACUGUGUAACAUGAGAGGAGUCUCUUACAUUUAAAGAAAACACAAGAAUAUUGAUAAAUAUUGUCUUUCAAUAUUUGAAAAAGUAAAAAAAAAGUAUUAAUCAAUAAUUAUAAAUAAAUAAACUUGCAAUAUUUGAUAUUGUAUCGCUACUUUUAUAUAUUUGGACGACUCCAUAACGAGCAGCGAGAGCUUUGAAUGUGCGUUUUUGUUUCGACAUUUUUUCUUUCUCCGUAGUUCCCCAUAAAAUAAUCCUUUUAAACUAACAAGAAACGCAGAACAAUGAAUAAUCAAGCCACGUACACUAUUAAAAUGAUAAAAAAAAGUCAAAAAAUUAAUU
This is a messenger RNA of Culicoides brevitarsis, 3371 nucleotides long. RefSeq lists its product as uncharacterized. The transcript is spliced from 7 exons. NCBI's taxonomy places the organism in Eukaryota, Metazoa, Arthropoda, Insecta, Diptera, Ceratopogonidae. Gene Ontology annotation, biological process: intracellular signal transduction; phosphatidylinositol phosphate biosynthetic process. Gene Ontology annotation, molecular function: 1-phosphatidylinositol-3-kinase regulator activity. The record is from RefSeq and is a predicted model, not a curated record. Bases 197 to 2869 code for a protein of 890 amino acids. Gene Ontology annotation, cellular component: phosphatidylinositol 3-kinase complex.